Penicillium manginii is the source of this 438-nucleotide messenger RNA. RefSeq lists its product as uncharacterized. Lineage: Eukaryota; Fungi; Ascomycota; Eurotiomycetes; Eurotiales; Aspergillaceae. The coding region runs from base 1 to 438 and encodes 145 amino acids. The transcript has 3 exons. The record is from RefSeq and is a predicted model, not a curated record.
AUGGGCUUUGUAUUCGAUCACUCGAGCCCCCACCCAGGCAGGAUGGGUGAAAUCUACGAAGAUGAGGACUACAUUCCAAUGUCCCCAGCAAUCCCGCCUGACCCUACCGAUGGGAUUCGGACUAUUGACAUUAGCCACCUGGGGCCUCUUCUCAUUGCGGAGCGGAACCCCAUUCGUCUCCCAGAAGUUUUGGCGAGCUGGAGACGAAAGCUCCUGCGGCCGUUUAAUCGGAAGCGUGUCGAUAAGGGGAAGCAGCCGAUGGGAUCGGCUGAGGAGCUAGAGACUUCGGAAGAGGAGCCGGAAACUCCGGUUGAGGGAUCAGAGGGAUCGGGUCAAGAAUCGGGCAGCCCUGGUGAUUCGAGAAAAGGGUCCUUCUCGUCUCUGUCCUUGUCUGCCGGGAAUAGAUUGAAGACUGUGACCAAGCCAUUCCGUCGUUAG